AUGGAAAAUCUGCCUAUUAGCUUGAUUCCUCCUAUACUCAUUUAUCUCGAUACUGCCACAAUCUUCAGAGAUUUCGCCCGCAUAAACAAAUCAUUUCUUUCAGCAACUAAAUAUAUAGGGUUUUUACGUAGCUUAGUUCAACGAGAUUUUUAUAUAAGCACACCUCUUUAUCUCACAGAAAACUAUUGUAUCAAGCUUUUAUCUGAAGGAAUCAAUGGAUUUAAAUUAGAAUUACUAGAAAAUUUAUUCCUUUAUAUACUAAAUAUUUUAUUUUUAUCAACCAUUUUUAUAAAUUUUAUGCCAAUUUAUAUUAAAAAGCUAUAGACUUCAAAGGAUUUUCUACAGACGGAGGAGUAGACGAAGACAGCUUUUCUUUUUGAUUUGAAAACCUCUUUCAGCGCUCUCAAAAAGGAUACUGCUGCCACGAAAACAGAACCAACGUCAAUAUCGCUGCCGUUUUAGUUGAUUCUCAAAAGCAGCAUAUCGAAUAUUACCAAUCAAAAAAAGAAGCAAUAAAAAUAAUCAAAGAAUGGCUGCACAAAAAAGGCAAAGACGUGCCCAAUAAAUACGAAGACGCAGCAUUUGCCGUAUUUAAAUACGUUUUUACAAAUUUCCCAUUAGAAGCCUUAGCAACUAAUGAAGACUGUACAUUUAAAGACAGAGUCAGAGAAAUUUAUUAUAAUUUAGAAAUGAAAAAUAAAGAUGUGGAAAAAACAAGAAGGCAUCCAAAUAAUCCAUUUAUUUUAGAUAUCCCUAUAGAUCGACAAGGAGGUGAUAAUGAAAAUUUUGUUUCCUGUAUAAAGGGGCUCGAUAUUUCUAGAGAAGGGGGUUAUACUUGUCCUGUCAAAACCAUGAUGAUUUUUGUAAGCGAAAAAUACAUUGAUGUUACUGAUACGUGUCUGAGCGUUUUUGAUAAUUUAUUUGAUGAAAAUAGCGUAAAAGGUUUGGUAGAGCAAGAUUGAAGGCUAAAAACUUAUGAAAAAUGCCAAUAUGAAGGGUAUGAAAUUAUUGAAUUUAUGCAGCUGAGUCAAGGACUUAAGCCAGUUAUAUGGGUGAAUUUUUUAGAAAGUCCUAGAGUUGAUAGCAUUGAAGUAGAGCUGCAAGGGAAGUUUUCAGGAAAUUAUUUGUAUGUUAAACUUAUUUGUCCGGAAGAUAGAAGAGAGGAAAGAGAUUGGCUGCAUGAUAAUAUGAAUAUAGACAGCACGUGGGUACUUCCAAAAGGAAAAAUAAUUUCUUAUAAUGAUAAUUUAAGCUUAGUAGUUUAA
This is a messenger RNA of Blepharisma stoltei, 1265 nucleotides long. NCBI's taxonomy places the organism in Eukaryota, Ciliophora, Heterotrichea, Heterotrichida, Blepharismidae. The record is from the annotation of a GenBank genome assembly.